AGGCCCAGAGUCUUCAAACACUACUCAUCGGUUAAUCGGCAGAUCGUCCAGUAAUUGGAACCUUCCACCUGCUUUGACCAAAACAUCUUACUUCACUUUUUUGCUUCAUAUGUGGGAAGCCAUCACUUCUUCUUCUUGGCUUCCACCUUCGUUUUGGAGGCGGAGCCUCAGUGUGGAUUUUAAUUUGCUUAACAUCAGCCCCAAGUCAAUUAAAGCAGAUUGCUGAUGUUUCUGUGCAGAAUCUACAUCUCGUUGACCCACAUGGUCUUGUAACAUUGACUUUUAAGCUGUCUCAUUUAAAGGAAGCAUUGCACUUGCCUGGUAACCUCCUGAACAUAUAAUCCACAGCUACAGGGUACUUACUUCCAAGACAAAGUCAUGGCAGAAAAUGAGGAUUGUUCAUCCAUCAACGAAGAUAUUGAAAAGUACUAUCUCACGUCCAUGUACAGCAUUGAGUUCAUUGUGGGACUCAUUGGGAAUGUUACUGUGAUAAGUGGUUACAUCUUUUGCCUGAAGAAAUGGAAAUGCAGUAACAUCUACCUCUUCUUCCUCUCCAUCACCGACCUGUUAUUUAUAUGCACACUUCCCAUGUUUGUAAUCCAGUACUCAAACGACAGCGAGUGGUUCUACAGCGAACUUUCCUGCAAGUUUAGUCGGUACUUCCUCAACUCCAACCUGUACCUGAGUGUUCUCUACCUCACCUGCAUUAGCAUCGACCGGUACCUGUUGGUGCAGAACCCAACAAAACUUCACUGGUUCCAAAGAAAGAAGACGGCAGUCAUGAUCUGCUUCAUCUUGUGGUUCAUUGUCAGCUUGGAGUUGAUACCCAUGUUCACUUUCAUUGGGCCAAAAAACAUUACGGACAACGAUGAGCAGAUCAUAGUCUGCAUCGACUACGCCAGUUCGGGGGAUGCCAAGGACAGUAUGAUUUACAGCAUGUUCCUCACCAUUGUGGAUUUCAUCCUCCCACUCUGCGUGAUGGGCUUCUGCUGCAUUCAAACAGCGACGAGCUUAAAGAAAAUCAGUGCCAAGCACCGCAGGAACAUUAAGCUGAAUAAGCCCCAUCGCCUGGUUAUAAUGGCACUGGUCAUUUUCACGGUACUCUUCACCCCGUACCACAUCAUGCGAAACGUCCGCAUUGCCUCCAGGAUGAACAGAAACCAGACCUACUGUGUCCGCAAAGGCGUGAAGGCAGCCUACGCCAUCACAAGGCCCAUUGCCUACCUAAGUUCGGCCAUUAACCCCAUCUUCUACUUCCUGCUCGGUGACCGAUUCAGAGAGAUUCUCCUCAGGAAAUUGCCAUUCAUCGGGCCAAAACUGAUAUCUUUGCAGUCUUCAACAGCAAGCACUAUUCAGUAAGGGGGUCUUUCCCUCAGACUCGUCAGGAAUAAAAUAUUUUACCAAUUAAUUCCCAAACCUUUUUGCUUUGACCUCUGCCGGAGUCGGACUUGGAUGUUAAUUCUCCAUGCUUUCCCUUUACAUCUCAUGCUACCUCAACAAGGCCACCAGCAUAAUCAAAGACGAGUGGCACCCGUCGGGCAAAAGGUAUAGAGGUGUGAAAACGCACAACUCCAGAUUCAGGGGCAGUUUCUUCCUGGCUGUUAUUAGGCAACCGAACCAUCCAAACAACAACGAGAGGGCAGUCCUGAACUGCUAUUUAUCUCAUUGGAGACCUUCGGACUAUCUUUGAUCAGACCUUACUGGCUUUAUCUUGCACUAAAUGUUAUUCACAUUAUUCCCUUUAUCAUGUACUGUACCUUGUGCAUGGCUUGAUUGUAAUAAUGUAUUGUCUUUCUGCUGGCUGGUUAGCACAUAACAAAAGCUUUUCACUGUACAUGACAAUAAACGGAGCUAGACUAAACUACAUACCAUUUUCUUGACUUAUUAGUAAUUGUAAUGCACUAUGACUGAGAUGCUUGUUCAAUUGUAUUGUAUUCCCCCCACCCCCCUGAUGAUCAUCCAUCUAAGUGUUGACCAGGCUUAAGUCAGCUCAAGAUUAAACGAAACUGCAGAUGCAGGAAAUCUGAAAUAAAAUCAGACCAUGCCAGAAACACUCAGCAGGUCAGGAAGAAUCUGUGGAAAGAGCGAAUGAGCUCACGGUUUUGUGUUAAAGAGCCUUCAUCAGAACUGGGAAAGGAAAUACGAAGUUGGUUUUAAGUUGCAGAAAGGAUGAGAGGAUGGGAGAGGGAUGUGGAGAUAAAAGGGAAUUUCACUGGGGGAGUGAGGUCAUAGAGUUGUACAGCAUGGAAACAGACCCUUUGACCCAACUCAUCCUUUCCAACCAAGAUGCCUCAUCUAAGCUAAUCCCAUUUAUCCAUGUUUGGCACAUAUUUCGUGAGAUCUUUCCAACACAUGUUCCUGUUCAAACAUCUUUUAACAUAAAUGUAUCUAGACACAAGAAACUGCAGAUGCUAGACACAAGAAUCCUGCAUAGAAUAUAUAGUGCUGGAGUAACUCAGCAGAUCAGGCAGCAUCUCAGGAAAAUAUGUAUAGGCAACGUUUCAGACUCCGAAGAAGGGUCCCGUUCCAAAACGAUGUCUGUCCAUUCCUCCAGAGCUGCUGCCUGACCGGCUAAGUAACUCCAGACUGUGUUCUCCUCUACAUAAAAUCUUUCUUCUAGAUGAGAUUAUUUGUAAUGCACUUAAGAGUGAAUAGCUGAUUUUCCCAUUUACUCAGCUGUUAGACAGUAUUCCUUAACAAAGGGGAAAAAGUAUACAUUGAAUUAAAAUCAUUCAUCAUCACUUGUACCAUGUGAUUUUGUUAUUGUGAUAUUUAACCUGUAUGAGGAGACAUUUUAUAUUGAUACUAAAUUUAAAUUAGUUUCAGUAUAUCGUACACUAUCUCUAUCUUUCAUUCCAAGACUCGCAAUAUGAUAUAAUGUUCCGAUAAAAUAUUGUGAAACUGCAAAUUUUUCUCCAAUGAUGCCUGAAAAGCUUAGGCACAAAUGGCUGGAGUAACGCUGCAUCUCUGGAGGAAAGGAUUAGGUGAUGUUUCGGUCAGUUGGAGGCGCUGCGAGUCGGCUGCCCUGCCAGCAGCGUGUUCGUUAUUUCGACUAGUUUUUGGGUUUUUUUGAUAUGUCCAAAUGUUUGUUUUAGUGUCUCUCGGUGUGUCUUGUGUGGGAGGUGGUGGAGGGGAAAAGGGGGAAACCGUUUUUCCGUCGCUUCCUCGACGGAGAGGCAACUUUUUUCGUGUUGCUUCUCAGCCUCCCCUCUCACGGCCUGGCAGCUUGGAUUGGAGCGGCCUUUCCCAGAGUCGUGCCCGGAGAUUCAGCAAAGGACAAAGAACAAAGGACAAAGGGCAUUUAUUUGUCAUGUACACCAAUUGGUGUAGUGAAAUUUGUCUUGCCAUGCAGCACACAGAUAAAGAUAAGACACAACAUUAAAGAAUUGAACAAUAAACAUAAAAAACAUCCCCCCACAAUGGUUCCCAUUAUGAGGGAAGGCACAAUGUCCAGUCCCCAUCCCCAUGUCCUCCCAUAGUCGGGCCUAUUGAGGCCUCCGCAGUCGCCGCUACGGGGGCCGAUGCUACAGGCCCUUCUUCGUUAGGUGACGGUGCUCCGGCAUUGGGAGAACUUUCUCAGCGGCAUGGGGCACCUGGAAUGGCCGCUUCCUUACUCGAGGCUGCGGGCGCAAUGUGGACUUUUCCAUCGUGGAGUGGGUGACCCUUGCCGGGGGUCACCAGAAAGGAAUGCUCCGAUCGCUGGCCUGGUGACUUUGGGGCUGUGGUCUGCGGAGCUUCUAGCUGCGGGCAUGGCAUGGGCUUUCCAUCCGGAGCCUGGGAUCCCGUGCCGGGGAUCGCCAGAGAGGAGCUCCGAUCGCCGGCCUGUGGCCUAAGACAUCCUGAAGCCGCGGUCUCCGGUGGGAGGAUGGCCGAUUCGGGAGCUCCAAGCCAACGUCGGAGUUUCAAUCAUCCUGACGAGAGGGCCUGUACAUCCGGUCGUCAGUAGUGGUGACUACGGAGGGUUCAUGGCCCCGACCACGGAUGAUCAGGGAGGAUGACUGACUGAACUUUGUUGCAUUCCACCACAGUGGAGAAUGUUGUGGUGGAUGUUUGUGUUGAAUUCUAUUGUGUGCUGUGUGUUCUUAGUUUCAAUUGUAUCACUGCAUGGCAAAUUCAUUUCACUGUGCCUUAAUGGGUGCAUGUGAUGAAUACAUUUGUAUUGUAUAGGGUGAUUUCACCAAAGGUCAAAUGAGCGUAGACCCCCCCUCACGUGACCAAAAUUUUUAACUGGAGGACAUAUGUCAGAUCGGUACAUGUUAGUGAAUGGGGAAACACGCACUUUCCCACCCGUUAAAAACAUGGAAAACGGCCAAAUUUUGAGCUGAAAUUUUCUGUGCUAGUCGGGGUGACCGUGAGGCACAGCGACCUAAAUUUUCAGGCAAAAAAAAAGAUAGAAAGUAAGGUAAUUACAAGAGGGAACUGAAGGUAGAAAACAGCGGAAGUGAACAGCUGACAUUUGCCGUGGCGAUUUUAAGAUCCAAAAUAUCGGGAAUUAUCGCGUUUGCUCGCUGAAUUUCAUCAAAAGUAAGUUAAUAAUGCCUUACUUUUGAUGAAAUUCAGCGAGCAAACGCGAUAAUUCCCUAUAUUUUGGAUCUUAAAAUCGCCACGGCAAAUGUCCGCUGUUCACUUCCGCUGUUUUUCUACCUUCAGUUCCCUCUUGUAAUUACCUUACUUUCUAUCUUUUUUUUUGCCUGAAAAUUUAGGUUGCUGUGCUUCACGGUCACCCCGACUAGCACAGAAAAUUUCAGCUCAAAAUUCGGCCGUUUUCCAUGUUUUUAACGGGUGGGAAAGUGCGUGUUUCCCCAUUCACUAACAUGUACCGAUCUGACAUAUGUCCUCCAGUUAAAAUUUUCGGUCACGUGAGGGGGGAUCUACGCUCAUUUGACCUUUGGUGAAAUCACCCUAUUCUAUUGGAUUGUAUUGGAUUGGAUUGGAUUGUACUAGAUCCAUCUUCAGACCCAAAACGUCACCUAUUCCAGGGAUGCUGCCUGAGCCGCUGAGUUACUCCAGCUCUUUCUGUCUAUCUUCGGUUUAAACCAGCAUCUGAAGUUCCUUCCUACACAAGCUGAGAUGUUAUAGUGAUUUGUUUUGAUUUCAAGGUUCCUGCAUUUGGUAUUUUGUUUUAUCGUUAUUUAGGGGAAAACUCUGUUCUUGAGAUGCCCCUGGCCACAACAAUUUGGAUUUAACAAAGCAUAGAAGAAUAGAUUAGGUGAAUGCACAGAGUCUUCUACCCAGAGUAAAGUUAUAGAGUCAUAGAAAACAGAAAUAGGCCCUUCAUCCCAACACCGUCCAUGCCAACCAAGAUGCUCCAUCUACGCAUUCCAUUUGCCUGCAUCUGGGUCCAUAUCCCUCUAACCUUUUCCUACCCAUGUACCUGUCCAACCAAAGCAAUCUAAAAGUAGAGGUCAUUGGUGAGAAGAGAAUGAUUUAAUACGAACCUGAGGGGCAACCUUUUUUUUCAGAUGGUGAUGGGUGUAUGGAAUGAGCUGCAGAGGAUUUAGUUGAGGCGUGCACUAUAAUAACAUUUAAAAGACACUUGGACAGGUACAUGGAUAGAAAGGGUUUAGAAUUAUAUGAAUCAAACGUGGGCAAAUGGGACUAGAGUGGAUAGGGCAUCUUGGCUGGCUGCAUGUCUUUGGUGUGUGGGUGGAGACCGGAGCACCUGGAGAAAAUCCACGCUGGGCACGGGAGGAACAUACAAACUCCAUACAGACAACACCCAUAGUCAGGAUCGACCCGGGACUUUACCUAAAACUUCCUCUGCACCACCAUGCAGCCCACAACAUUUAAAAAGCAUUCAGAUAGGUACAUGCACAGGAUAGGUUUAGAGGGUUAUGGGCCAAGAUUGGAAAGGUGGAUCCAGUGUAGAUGGGGCCUAUUGGUCAGCGUGUGCAAAUUGGGCCGAAGUAUCUGCUUCCAGACUGUUUGACUUUGACUCUAAUUAACCUUACAGGGAAACACCGCCACCUGCAGGUUCCAGUUCAGGUUGCAUGCCAUUUGCUUUGUCAUCUAUCACCGUGUUGCUUCUUUGUUACAGCUAUAGUACUUAGUUUAAUUUAAUUUGAAGAAACAGCAUGGUGAUGGCGGCAGACACGAUAGUGGCAUUUUAUACACUCUGGAUAGGCACAUGGAUAUGCAGGGAAUGGAGGGAUACACUGGUACUUCUACAGGUGCACAGUAGAGGGCAUAUUAACUGGUUGCAUCAUGGCCUGGUACGGCAACUUCAAUGCCCAGGAAUGAAGAAGACUGCAAAAAGUGUUGAGCACUGCCCAGUCCAUCAUAGGGUACUGACCUCCCACCAUUGAAGGGAUUUGCAGGAGUCGCUGCCUCAGAGGCUCACGCCACCCUGGCCACACACUCAUUUCACUCCUGCCAUCGGGAAGAAGAUAUAGGAGCCUGAAAACUGGAAAGUCCAGGUUCAGAAAAAGCUUUUUCCCUACAGCCUUCAGGUUACUAAAUACUACAUCCUCCAAAUUAGCUCAGAACUACAUAGAAUUGUGACCAAUGGUUUUGUCUUUUUGCACUAUUAAUGUUUGUUUUGUUUUAUGUGUGUAUGUAUGCAUGGAUAUAUCUCUAUAAUUAUAAAACACUAAUCUUGGAUGUAAGUGUGCGUGUGUAAGUGUGCGUGUGUGUGUGUGUAU
Messenger RNA from Leucoraja erinaceus (little skate), 6641 nucleotides. Its product is annotated as succinate receptor 1-like. Gene Ontology annotation, molecular function: G protein-coupled receptor activity. NCBI's taxonomy places the organism in Eukaryota, Metazoa, Chordata, Chondrichthyes, Rajiformes, Rajidae. The coding region runs from base 379 to 1359 and encodes 326 amino acids. Gene Ontology annotation, cellular component: plasma membrane. The record is from RefSeq and is a predicted model, not a curated record. The transcript has 2 exons. Gene Ontology annotation, biological process: G protein-coupled receptor signaling pathway.